AUGACAUCUCAAAAUGUUGCUUCUCGAUGCCUAGCUACGCUAGUGUCAGAGUACGACCUUUGGCACCUUCAAGAGCCAUGCAAGCAGUGGAUAGAUUUCUGCCACGUGAACGGGAUCCCAUGGUGCGGCAUCACUUCUCCAGACGACAAAUUUCCCGGUCACGAGGAUUUUGAAGCUCAGAUCACUGAAUCCUGGGCAUUAGGCGCUCGUAACGAGAAGCCCUACGAAUCCAAAGUCAUGAUCUGUAACUCCACCAUCCCCAGAGCAAAAGAACCCAACAACCCCAUCCCCAUACGCAUCUACUACCCCAUAGCCUACUAUAGCCAGCGAGGCUCCGCUGAGCCGCUCCCCCUAUACAUCCACUUCCGAGGGGGCGGAUUCCUCUGCGGAAAUCUGGACACUGAGGACGCCAUCUGUUCCGCAAUGGUCACUGACCUGACCCCUACUUGUCCUAUCAUCGUCAUUAGCAUCGAAUACCGAAGUACGGUUGAUGCACCCUUUCCAGCCAUGUAUCACGACGCAUGGGAGGUAUACGAGUACAUGCAGAAACGGAUAGAAAAGUUCCACGGGGAUCGUAACCGCGUCAUUCUCGGCGGGGAUGACUCCGGCGCUGCGUUAGCACUGUGGGUUGCUCUGUUCGCAAAGAAAACCGAAGUAGUGCCCAGGCAACAAAAGCUUAAGAUUGUGGGGUUGAUGUUAUCUACACCGUGGUUUCCGCAUAUGGAUGAAGAGAAGAGCGCGCAGACUGAGUUGUCGAGGUAUCAGUGUUGGAAUGCGCCGUUUCUGCCAAUGGCCAUUCAUCAGAUGUAUAGGGAUAUGUUGGAAAUGGAGGCGUCGAAUUUGUCGCAUUUUACUGUUGGGGAAUGUUCGGACUUCUCGGGGUUGCCGAGGACAUUUGUACUAGUUGCGGGGCAGAGCUUGUUGAGGGAUCAGGCCUUAAGGUUUACGCGUUGCCUGGAACAUGCUGGUGUUCCACUUUCUAUCGAGGUAUUUGCCGGAAUGCCGCAUGAUUUUCGACGCAUCUAUGUCUUGCCAGACGCUGAUGUCGCAAAUGCUAUGGUUGAGGAUAAUGUUAGGUGGAUUCUAAAUAUGCCUCAUCGUUUGUAUACGGAUUAA
Molecule: messenger RNA, 1116 nt
Organism: Aspergillus welwitschiae
Lineage: Eukaryota; Fungi; Ascomycota; Eurotiomycetes; Eurotiales; Aspergillaceae
Product: alpha/beta-hydrolase
Exons: 3
Coding region: 1-1116 (371 amino acids)
Molecular function (GO): hydrolase activity
Source: RefSeq, a predicted model, not a curated record